This is a messenger RNA of Eruca vesicaria subsp. sativa (arugula), 1224 nucleotides long. NCBI's taxonomy places the organism in Eukaryota, Viridiplantae, Streptophyta, Magnoliopsida, Brassicales, Brassicaceae. The record is from the annotation of a GenBank genome assembly.
AUGGUGAAACCCUCUGAUUUCAAAGCAGUCCACAGACUUAUCCACUUACACUACACUCGAGUCGUCAACCCCGUCACAGUUACCCGCUCAAAGCUCUUCACUUCCUCUUCUCCGGCGGCUUCUCCUUCACAUGGGUUUACUCAGUUCCACCCCAAACCAAGUUUCCACACCUUUCCUUCCAUACCCACCACGAAAAACCUCGCCUUUCCUCAGAUUCACGGACAUGCCUCAGUUAAAAACGUGAACUUUGCAUCGGCGUUUAGGCUUUUUUCCACGUCUGGGUUACGUAAAGUCGACCGGAGUUUGGCUAGAAAGGUUGUUGAGAAACCCAUGAAAGCUGUAAGUUCGAGUUUUGGUAGGUACAGAGUGGCUUUAGGGUUGCAUGUAGAUGCGUUUUGGAAGAAGAAUAGUCUUGUGGUGUUUGGAGCAGGAGGUGUGUUCGUUUGUAUUUUUCUUUGGAGGGUUAUGUUUGGGAUUGCUAGCACUUUCGUUGGUCUCUCUGAGGGUAUGGCUAAGUAUGGGUUUCUUGCUCUCUCCUCUGCCAUUGUCGCAUUUGUUGGUUUAUACCUACGUGCAAGGUUCACGAUAAACCCUGAUAAAGUGUAUAGGAUUGCAAUGAGGAAGAUCAAUACAGAGGCUAAUAUUCUCGAAGUUAUGGGUGCUCCUCUGACAGGAUCAGAUCUACGUGCUUAUGUGAUGUCAGGUGGUGGCAUAACAUUAGAAAAAUUUAAGCCAACACUUAGGGGCAAGCGUUGCUUUCUCAUCUUCCCUGUUCAAGGUGCUGAGAGAAAGGGACUCGUUAGUGUUGAAGUCAAGAAGAAGAAAGGACAGUAUGAUAUGAAGCUAUUGGCAGUGGAUAUUCCAAUGGCGUCUGGUCCUGACCAACGCUUGUUUCUUAUUGGUGAUGAGGAAGAGUACAGAGUUGGUGGUGGUUUGAUCUCUGAGUUGAGAGAUCCUGUGGUCAAAGCAAUGGCAGCAGCUAAGGAGUUUGAUAAUCUUGACAGGAUUGAAGAGGAAGAAGACGAGGAAAGAGAACUUCUAGAAGCUGAAAGGGAGCAAGAAGACGCAGAAAGAGAACUUCAAGAAGCUAAAAGGGAGCAAGAAGACGCAGAAAGAGAACUUCAAGAAGCUGAAAGGGAACUUCAAGAAGCUGAAAGGGAGCAAGAAGACGCAGAAAGAGAACUUCAAGAAGCUGAAAGGAAGCAACGUGAAGAAACCGAGUAG